Molecule: messenger RNA, 1128 nt
Organism: Cryptosporidium muris RN66
Lineage: Eukaryota; Apicomplexa; Conoidasida; Eucoccidiorida; Cryptosporidiidae
Exons: 3
Coding region: 1-1128 (375 amino acids)
Molecular function (GO): protein binding
Source: RefSeq, a predicted model, not a curated record
AUGUCAGAAAAUAGAUCUCAUUGUUUAUUAAUAGCAGGUACAUAUGAUGGAUAUAUCGUUGGAUUAGAAAUUAAAAAUAAUCAAGAAUUACAACAAAAUAAUAUCCCAAAUUUGUAUUUACAUCCAAUAUUUGCAUUUAAAGCUCAUUCAUCAAGUAUCCGUGAUAUUUCUGCGAAUGAACAUUUUUUACUAACUGCUAGUUCUGAUGAAACUAUGAGAAUAUAUAAUUUAAUUACAAGAUGUGAUUCUGGAAUAUUAACUAAACAUCAAGGAAAUAUUAAUAAAAUUAUCUUAAGUCCAAAAUCAAAAUAUAUGAUAUCUUGUGGUGAAGAUAAGCUUAUAUGUCUAUGGAAUUGUAUAAAUUGGCAACCUUUAUUAGAAUUAUCAGAAAUCCAUAAAUUUAAUCCUAUAUCUGUUGAUUUUCAUCCAUCAAUGAGAUUAGCUUUAAGUAUUGAUCAAUAUGGGACUAUAUGUCUAAUUGAUUUAAUUAAAGGAUGUUGUAGUUUAACAACUACAGCUCAUAUAUUAGGUCCGAAUAUCCCAAACAUAACUCAUAAAAGUAAAUAUGGAUUUAUAAAUAAAAUCAAUUUUAAUCGAGAUGGUUAUUUAUAUGCAAUUAUUUCACAAUUUAAUAUUAUAGUAUAUAGUUUAACUGAAUGUAAUAAAUAUGUUAAUUUAUUUGUUAUCCCAUCAAAAUUAACUAUAACUGCCUUCUCUUGGAUUUCAAAUAAUUUUAUAAUUGUUGGAUUUUCAGAUGGAUCUAUUAAAUUCUUUUAUGUAACAUUGAAUGAAUUUUUAGAAAUUAAAAUAAUAUUUAAUUAUUCUAAAUUUGAAAAUAAUAAACAAAAUCUUCAUAGAAUUAAGGGUAUUAUCCCUAUAUAUGUAGCAGAGAACAUAAUAUAUAAUGGAUUUCUUGGAAUUUGUGAUUCUAAUGGAUUAUUUAUAUUAUUUUCAUAUAUAAUAGAUCAAGAUUAUCCUCAUUUUAUUUUAAAUUUAAAAUGUUGUGAUUCUUAUAAUUUUGAUACUAGAAUUACUUGCUCAUGUAUUAGUUCUAAUUAUUUGAAUAUAAUCUAUGAAAAUAAAAAAAAAAAGAUUAAAAAUAAAAAUAUUAAAAAGAAGGAAGAUUAA